AUGCUGUCAUGGGUCAAGGCACUUGUCGCUUUCGUGACUAUCACUCUCAACUUCUGGUCUUUCGCUAUCAUGUUUGUGCUCUUUGCUAUCGCUCUGAAUUAUUGGAUUCGCUUUCCUCCACUGCUCAAAGCGGAUGCCCAGGAACUCAAUCCAGAUGUGAACACACCCGAACAGAUGCCUACAUUUCACAAUUAUCUGGAUGAAUUUCUCCAGGCAGUCCGUGUCUUUGGUUUCCUCGAGAAGCCAGUUUUCCAUGAACUCGCGAGACAUCUGCAGACGCGGAGGCUCAUCGCUGGUGACACUCUUUCUCUGGAUGAGGACAAGAGCUUUUAUUGCGUGAUCGACGGCAGUGUACAGGUCUAUGCUCGCACGGGACUGCCAAACCAAGCUACAGGAAGCGGUGCCUGGGACGAAGAGGACAUGAAUGGCUACCAACUACUCAAUCAAGUCGGAUCCGGAGGCAUGUUGUCCAGUCUCUUCACGAUCCUCAGUCUCUUCACGGAGAACGUCAAGCUCAGCUGGCAGGACGGCGACAAUCGCGACGAUGAUCUCGACUCAACACCACCGCGGACGCGUCCCAGGAGUGCAACAGGAGGAUGUACGUCUCCUCGUCCACCAUCUCCCUUCAGGCGCUCACAAUCUCCCUUUCCUCAAUCUGCCCGUAUCCCAUCUGGUGGUCGCCCGAAGUCUCAUGUUUCUGCAGAACCUGAGAGUCAUUAUAGUGCGGUUGCCCGCGCCGCAGAAGAUAGCACCUUGGCCGUCAUUCCAGCAGAGGCAUUCCGGAGGUUGACCAAAAAGUUUCCCAAGGCAACGGCGCAUAUCGUGCAGGUGAUUUUGACGCGGUUCUCUCGAGCUAUCAACGAGAUUGCUUGCCACCCGCUGCCACCGAUGUUCUACGAGUCCGGGCUCAGGCAACUAAGACAACGCUUCGACGGCGUGGCGCGGACGAACGAGACCGACUCAGCGACGACUAUUCAGCCGGGCGAGAAGAACCCGCUGACGGAGAGUCCCGCCCGACGAAAUAUCUCCGGUCACGCCCUUCAAGGGUGUACGCCACGUCAAACUGUGCAAGCCGGUGACCUCCACACGACUGUCGGGAACCGGCGGAGUCGUCGAGGCCUAUGGCGUAUGACAACGGAGGACUUCGAUCUACGGGACGAGGUCAUGUCUUGCAUCGCCAAGUCGAUAGGCUUGAUUCAGCCUCCUCUCAGUGGCGCAGACUCUCGAAGCACGGAGUCCGGGCCGUUCAAGUCCUCCUUUGGCUCCUUAUCCCUCUUGGAGAUAGGUGACGACACUGCGUCGAAUGUGACCGGCGCAUCGUCGAUUCUGACUGAUGGGUACAUGAGUGGUCUCGACAAUGAGGUGGAAAUUCUUUUCUUCCCUGCUGGGUCUGUCCUCGCGAAAGCGGGCGAACGAAAUACAGGUCUGUUCUAUGUCAUUGACGGCUUCCUGGACAUCUUGCUCCCGACACAUAAGCCGCCGACCGCAGAAGGGAAAGGAAAGGGAGAACCUCUCGACGAAGAACGCAGCCCACGCGUCCUGAGUAGGACCACAAGCUUCAACGUCCCAGGAUCCCGGGAAAACAGCGAGAACACGCGCAAGCCCCUCUUCACUGUCAGGCCUGGCGGCAUUGCCGGUUAUCUCUCCUCGCUUUGCCAGAUAGCAUCGUACGUCGACAUCGUGGCGAAGACCGAUACAUAUGUGGGAUCCCUGCCAUCGCCUGCGUUGGACCGGUUAUUGGAGAAGCGGCCUAUAGUCUUGCUGACGCUCGCCAAACGCCUCAUCUCCUUGCUGUCGCCGAUCGUGCUUCACAUUGACAGUUCCUUGGACUGGAUGCAAGAUGCCAGUGACAGCUUCUACAUAGAGAGCGGUGGGAUCAGCAUCCAGGCUGAGUAUGGUCAAGGGGAUACAGUUGGCGAACUCGAUGUGAUCACUGGCUCACCACGGACAAACACUGUACAUGCCAUACGUGACACAGAGCUGAUCAGGAUGCCACGGACGUUCAAUCCACGGACAACAGCACAGAUCCUGAAAAUGAUCGCCUCUCGAGUGCGGUCCGAGAUCGACUCUUCCAAGAAAGGAGCGGUCGAGCUCUCCCGCAGCAACAGCAACCUGAAGACCGUCGCUGUGAUGCCCGUCUCGCGCAACGUCCCCGUGGACGCGUUCGCCCGCAAACUGCACGCAGCUCUAGAAAGCAUUGGCGCACCUACCUCGUAUCUCAAUCAAGCCUCGGUCUCAGACCACCUUGGGCGUCAUGCAUUCACUCGGAUGGGCAAGCUGAAGGCAGCGGGAUGGCUUGCGGAACAGGAGCAGAAGUACAGGAUCGUGCUCUACGUUGCGGACUCCCCUGUGAAUAGUUCUUGGACGCAGACUUGCAUCCGGCAGGCGGACUGUGUUAUGGUCGUCGGUAUGGGAGAUGAUCCUAGCGUCGGAGAGUAUGAGAGACUGCUGCUCUCGUUGAAGACCACUGCAAGGAAGGAGCUGGUGCUGUUGCACCCUGACCGCUCCAUUGCUCCAGGUCGACCUUGGAUACAUCAACACAUCCAUGUAGAGCUUCCAGUGCGGAUCGUAGGGUCGAUGCCUCGGACGACCUUACCGCAACAAGAUCCUGCCGCAAUAGCAGCAUUCAGGAACCUCAAGGACCGUGUGCAGAGCGAGAUUAGGAAAUACCGUGGAGGUGACUUCGCAAGGCUUGCGAGACGAAUAUGCGGUAAAUCCAUCGGGAUCGUACUUGGAGGUGGCGGAGCGCGAGGAAUAUCGCAUCUGGGUGUUCUUCGUGCGCUGGAGGAGUAUGGUAUCCCGAUUGACAUGGUGGGCGGUACUAGCAUGGGUGCUUUCGUCGGUGGUCUGUACGCUCGUGAGGGCGAUAUUAUUUCGAGCGCUGGACGGACGAAGCAGUUCAGUGGGCGGAUGGGCAAUUUCUGGAGAAUGUUGUCUGAUGUCACGUACCCAUUGUUGCGUAUACAACGGUAUGGUCAUGAGUUUAAUCGGUCGAUAUACAAGGCCUUCUACGAUCUGCAUAUCGAGGAUAUGUGGCUGCCAUAUUUCUGCAACUCGACGAAUAUCAACACGUCUCGGAUGGAGAUCCAUGAGACCGGCUUUGCAUGGAGGUUCAUACGUGCUUCGAUGACACUCGUCGGACUGUUGCCACCGCUAUGCGAUAACGGCAACAUGUUGGUCGACGGAGGUUACAAACCUGAUGACGGUUCCCAGGUGGCUACGAUGAUGUCCAUGGGAGCAAGUGCGGUGAUUGCGUCCGAUGUCGGUUCGCUCGACGACAACUCGCCACGAAACUUUGGAGACUCGGUCUCUGGAUGGUGGCUUCUGAUCAACCGCUGGAAUCCCUUCUCGAAUGCGAGAAGUAUCCCAGCUAUCACCGAAUUGCAAGGACGACUAGCAUACGUGUCAAGCGUGAAGACGCUGGAGGAAGCUAAAGUGACGCCUGGGUGCCUGUACAUGGGCAUGCCCGUCCAGGAGUUUGGAACUCUGCAAUUCGGGAAGUUUGAGGAGAUACAGGAGUCGGGCUAUAAGGCGGCCAUGGACUUUUUGGAGAAAUGGAAUGAAGAGGGUAGCCUGCCAUCUGCAUAUAUAGGUGAGGCAAGCUCAUCGAUGGGUGGCAAGAGGGGCAAGAUGCUCUUCGCGGUGCCAUUACAGGCAGACUUGUCGGACGAUCCGUUGGGAGCAAGAACAUUGGACUCGCAGAGCGCAUUGACUCCUUCACUUCAGUCCGCCGAGCCGAUAUUGGUGUAA
Messenger RNA from Fomitopsis serialis, 3750 nucleotides. RefSeq lists its product as uncharacterized. The transcript is spliced from 32 exons. Gene Ontology annotation, cellular component: endoplasmic reticulum. The record is from RefSeq and is a predicted model, not a curated record. Lineage: Eukaryota; Fungi; Basidiomycota; Agaricomycetes; Polyporales; Fomitopsidaceae. Bases 1 to 3750 code for a protein of 1249 amino acids. Gene Ontology annotation, biological process: phosphatidylcholine metabolic process. Gene Ontology annotation, molecular function: phosphatidylcholine lysophospholipase A1 activity.